Molecule: messenger RNA, 1509 nt
Organism: Polistes dominula (European paper wasp)
Lineage: Eukaryota; Metazoa; Arthropoda; Insecta; Hymenoptera; Vespidae
Source: RefSeq, a predicted model, not a curated record
AUGCCUUCGAGAAUACAAACCAAAUCGGAAAUGGCACAUUCGCGUAGAGUUGUCAACCUUAAAAGUAGUGCAGUUGAUUCUAGAAAAGUUGCAAGUACUACUAAGAAAGAUACUCGAGUUUCUAAAUAUCCUGGUACUUCUAGAAGGGAUAAAAUAAUACAAAAGAAACAAAUUAGUGCAAGAAAUAAAAAGCAAGAUAAGUUUCGAGUUAAGACGUGGCUGGAAACGCCAGCUGAUUGGGCUCGGUUUGAUGCUUGGGCAAAAAUUAAUGCACAACCACGAAAAUAUCCAGAACCAGAACCUAUAAUUCGACCAUCAAAAUCGUUGCAUUUAAUGAGAAAAAGGAUCAAUUUAUUAAGCGAAGUACCAAAACGUUUUGAUCCAAGUAAACACUGUAAACCGAGUGAAAUAAAAGUUUCAAGAGCAGCUUUAAUAGCAAAAACAACAAAACGACUUUUGAAAUUGUCAAUACCGAAGUUGCAAAUGUACGAUUAUGGUCGUGAAUUGCCCAUUAAAAUACGCAAAGCUACAUUGUACUAUACUCCAACUGAAAGGAUAAAUUAUCUGAGUCAGCCUAGAAUUGUUGAACGUGAAGAAUGUAAAUCUGUGGAAUUACCAAGUGAUACGAAAGAUAAACGUUCCCAGAGAAAAAGAUUAUUAGAGUUAACGAAGAAAUUGGCUGAUUGUCCCGAAGGUUUGACCGAUCAAGAAAGAAAUGAAUUGUUCACUGCUACUGGUAUUAAAAGAAGUGCAUUAGAGUACAAGAUUACUGCAUGGACGAAAAUUCUGGCUUUGCCAGGGUACGCGGCGCUAAAACCUAGAUACGAUAAAGAUGCUAAGAAAUGGAAGAAAAUAUUAUUAGAUAAUUACGAGAUAAGAGGUAAAAAGGCUCUAGAGGAACAACGAAAGAAGGAGAGGAGGAAGAAAAUUGAAGCUGAAAAAAAAUUGAGAAAAAGAGCUAAACACGCUUGGAGAUAUGCACCCUUGCCCUGUAAAACAUAUGAUGAUGCAUUUUCUAUUAAAAAAUCUGCCUUGAAUGUUGAAGCUUCACCGAGAACAAUCGAAUUGGCCAAAUCGAAAGAUCGCAAAGACUUAACGAUAAAAAAAGAACCAUUUGAAGUAAAAAAGAGUGCACUGAGUGCUACCAUUACAGGUAGAAUCAAUGAAUUAGCUUCACCGAUACAACCCAAGGAUCCUGUCGAAAAACCACCCCCUCGUGAAAAAAAUAAAUACGGCCAACCGAUUUAUCCAAAACCAAAAUACGGGAAAGUUUUACCGAAAACGAAACCAUAUAAAAUGGGAGAGUGUCCAAAAGAGGAAGAUAAAAAGGAAAGGAAAAAGAAGAAAGUAAAACCAAUCGAUCCUAUCGUUUAUCAACCAACUAUCGAUCCCUGUAUAGAUCUAGAAAUGGCGAGAAAACAAACAAGAGAGAGAAAGAGGGCUGAACAAAUAUUAAAAAUGAAACGUCAGCAAAGAAAAACCGAGCAAGAAGAGAAGAAAGUUGAAAAU